AUGAAGUGCUUUGGAAGAACUGAAACCCGAAGAGAGCAAUGUAGCAAGGAAGAGAAAGGUAAAGGAAGGCGAUGGUGCAGGGCCGACUCAAAAGAGAUAAAGCUGGGUGGAGAAGCAAAGACAAUGACUGUGUCUCAUAUAAACAUCCAUGGAAUCAGGGGGAAAAAGCAGCAGCUAGAACUAUUCAUUGAAGAAAAUAAGCCAGAUAUAUUGGGAGUAAGCGAAACGCACAGUGCAAAUGCCAAGGAGCUGCCCGUUAUAAAGGAUUAUGUAUGGGUUUGCAGCCCUGGAACAGACAAGAGCGCAGGAGUAGGGAUAUUGCAUAAAAAGGAUCUCAGCAUAUGCGAAACCCACCUUCCUACAGGAGGGAGGGUCUCGGCAAUGCUCAGUGAUAGGUUGGCUAUUAUGGAGGUAUACUCGCCAGUAGAAGGCUCAAGUGAUGAUGAGAUGGAAAAAUUCUACGAUGAGAUAAACAGGACUAUCUCAUGAGUAAGACUUCGGGAAAGACCAUUGCUAUUAAUGGGCGAUUUUAAUGCACACCUUAAGGGAUGGUGAGCUGAGCAGACAAACUCGAAUGGGAAGAGAACGAAGGCACUCUGCCUAGAGUGAGGAUUAAACAUACUGGAACAAAAGGAGUCAACUCACUUGCGCUCUUCUGGAACGACACACUGCAUCAACUUUUAUCUAGCCGACAAUCGCAUAAUGGACCGGAUUAUCGACAUAAAGGUUAACAUCGACAACUCCAUCAGGAGCGACCAUUUACCACUUACCUUGAAGCUUUGAGACCAGCGGAGGACAUUAGACAUACCUGUGGUCAAGAGGAUAAGGUUCGACAGACUAAAUAGUCCGGUAUAUCUAAAGGUUUACCAGAAAGAACUCAAUAAUGAGCUACUUGCACUAGAGCCGGAAGCCGGCAUUGGAACGGAGGAUCUAUAUGGCCUAUUAAACAAAAUCCAACUGAGCGUAGCGGGAAGGGCGUUUGGGUACACUAGCGAAAGAAUGCCAGGGACGCUUAGCAGGACGGCCCUAAAUGAGUUGAGAGCUGCCCGAAGGCACAGAUGAAAAGCCCUGAAGCUCUUAAAGAAAGGGGACCAUAAUGGGUAUUCAGAACAGAUGACCAGGCACAAACUCAAGAUGAAAAGCUUCAAAUUGCAGGUAAAGCGAGAUGCUAACUUAAGCAUGAGAGAAAAAGAAAUAGAAAAUAUGCUGAUAGGAGCUAAAGACAUGUGAGAAGUCGUCAGAAACUUGAAAAAGGCAAAAAGAGGUGGGAACUUGAGAUUCACGUCUAAGGAAGAAGGGGUGAUCACAGAGUGAUGGACGAAGCAGUACAACUGGGGAGUAUAG
This is a messenger RNA of Blepharisma stoltei, 1344 nucleotides long. NCBI's taxonomy places the organism in Eukaryota, Ciliophora, Heterotrichea, Heterotrichida, Blepharismidae. The record is from the annotation of a GenBank genome assembly.